CACCAAUCACACUGACACGAUUCAUUCCUUUGACCCUCGUUCCUUUCGGGGGAGACAAAGAUUUGAAGCCGGUGGAGCGACGCACGUGAGACGGCAAGUGACACAGGACCAGAGAAGUUACAUGAUGCGCCUGAACUUAAGCACACGUUUGGCCCUUGAGCUUGAUGGACGUUAUUCGGGUCGCAAGGGAAGCCGGAUGCUAUUCAUAUCUCAUAUCAUCCGGUCCUUAUAUAAGUAAGAUGAGUUCACAGGGGUUCUGCUCUGCCAACGUGCAACUGCCAGCUAGGUAGCCGUCAGGCAUGUCGGACAACUCUUCCCCACUCUCUCAGUUUCUCAAUGCAUCUCAUUUCGCUGACGCCUAUCCCGACUUCCCAAACGUAGCCCAUUCUCCCACUGCUGGUGGUUCGACCAUCAAGAUGUCAGAAUGUUCGGACGACGUGAUUCCUCCCGCACAUGCCUGUCGCACUCUCGUGCUCUGCUUUGAUGGUACAGGCGACCAGUUCGAUGCUGAUAACUCGAACAUCGUUCAGUUUUUCUCGAUGCUGAAAAAGGAUGAUCCCUCCCAACAAAUGGUGUACUAUCAGGCGGGGAUAGGUACAUACACUAUCCCUCAAAUCGCCACGCCCUUUUACGCCAAGCUUUCCAAGACCAUCGAUGCGAUGGUGGGGAACAACCUGGAUGCUCACGUCAUGGGUGGCUACGAGUUCUUGAUGCAAAACUAUGACGCAGGAGAUAGGAUAUGUCUGUUUGGGUUUUCGCGAGGCGCCUACACUGCCCGUGCGCUGGCUGGCAUGCUUCACAAAGUGGGUCUCUUACCACGCUGCAACCACCAGCAGGUUCCGUUCGCGUACAAAAUGUAUAGCAAGGAUGACGAUGAAGGCUGGGAACAGAGUAAGGCAUUUAAGAAGGCGUUUUCUAUCGACGUUGAUGUCGAAUUCGUCGGGGUUUGGGAUACUGUUAACUCUGUGGGCGUCAUCCCUCGCAGGCUGCCUUUCACAAGAGCAAACAACAAGAUUCGCUACUUCAGACAUGCUCUUGCACUUGAUGAACACCGAGUGCGCUUUAUGCCGAACUUCUACAACCGGUCCACAGACGCCGACAAUAAACUUGGCGUCCAGAAAGGAGAAAUGCCUCGAAGCACCAAGAAGUUCUCCUCCAUUCAUAUUCCCUACGACAAGCUUCUGCAUGAGAAAAGCAGCUCGAAUGGACACCAUCAGGAAUCAAGUCUUCAGGAUCUGGAGCGUCGCUACACCGAAUCAAUCCUGCAGACCGAUUUCGACGAAGUAUGGUUCGCAGGAUGUCACUGCGACGUCGGUGGCGGUUCCGUCAAGAAUGGUACUCGAAACAGUUUAGCACGUAUCCCUCUCCGGUGGAUGAUUCGGGAGAUUUUCAAAACCGAAGUAGGCAUUCUCUUCCACCGCUCAAUGUUCAAGCAGAUUGGCAUGGACCCCUCAACAUUGUACCCCCACGUGACCCCCCGCCCACCAGCCAUCUUUAACAGCCCUGCAAACGCCGACCCUGGCGUACCGUGCGAUGAUGACGAUGCAGCAAUCCAGUGUGACCCCGAUGGCAAAUUUGUGAGCGAGGAAAUGGAGGACCUCGACGAUGCGCUCAGCCCCAUCUACGAUCAACUCAAGAUUGCGCGAUAUUGGUGGAUACUCGAAAUGCUGCCGCAAAAGCAGCACUACCAGAGAGAUGAGGAUGACAUUUGGGUCAAGGAUAUCAAGAUAAACAUGGGUAAGGGACGCCAUGUCCCCAACCGAGAGACCCUGAGGAUACAUCGAUCGGUCAAGAUCCGGAUGGAAGCAGACAAACUUGCGGAAGGGAAAUACUGGCCGAACGCGAAGAUCAAGGUUGCGCCCACAUGGGUGGAUUAAAGGUUACGCCAAGUACGGAGGCAAGACGAGCCUCAUUUCUAUCACUUCGUGCCUCCGGAGACAUGCUAGCGUUACCUUGAUUUUUUUUUUUUUGGUUACUCCUCCCGCGCCUUCUCACUCUGUACCAUGCAACGUCAUAUCAAACGUAUAGUGCAACACUACACACUGCCCUCUACGCUGAAGCAUCAUUUACUGAAUACAUUUAGUAUUGGUAAUUCUUCGUCCACCUUUUUUUGCCGGAAUGUACCAUAGUACGUACCGCGCCGCGAGCGCAAUUAUGCCCGCCUCCCUUGCCAGUCAUUUGCGUGUUCUAUGAAUCUUACAUGCUUUGGCACGUGUUCCUGUCUCCUUAUCUUUAAGGUUUUCAAGACCGAGAUCAAAGAAGUUGCGGAGUUACCGUACGAUUUCAGGUUAGGAGCUCCACCAUUUCAAUUAGUUGCACCAGGUGACCCGCGGGAGUAUUACAUACUCUUAUAGAUAGCUUUAGCCAGCCGACCCG
This is a messenger RNA of Pisolithus orientalis, 2376 nucleotides long. RefSeq lists its product as uncharacterized. The record is from RefSeq and is a predicted model, not a curated record. Lineage: Eukaryota; Fungi; Basidiomycota; Agaricomycetes; Boletales; Pisolithaceae. The transcript has 10 exons. The coding region runs from base 300 to 1877 and encodes 525 amino acids.